This is a messenger RNA of Physella acuta, 1149 nucleotides long. RefSeq lists its product as uncharacterized. NCBI's taxonomy places the organism in Eukaryota, Metazoa, Mollusca, Gastropoda, Physidae. The record is from RefSeq and is a predicted model, not a curated record.
AAUUAAGUAGUCACUUCCUUAAUUUCCCCCGCUAUUAGUCAUAAUUUUAUUUGGGGGCAUCAAAUUAGCAGCUUUCAUCUUAUCAUUCAUCAUGUCAGCAGUCAGUAACAAACUACGACGGGGGAAAUCCGCCAAGUUUGUACAGAGCACAUCCUUCACUGCAGUCUUCAAGUCUACAACAGCGACCAGCACAAUCAGCAGGGGUGUAGAGCUACGAUGCUACAAGUUCAGCCCGCGGGUGGAGCACCCCAAGGUACAGGACAGCAUCGAGCUGUACGAAUACGAGGCCAAUGCCUGGAGGGAGGCGUUCAACACGAUGGGGCGCUUGCAGGGGCUCAACUUAAAGGAGGCCACGCCCUUCACGACACUCAACAAGGCGCCAUACCAUUGCUCGUCUUUGUCGAGGGAGUUUAAUGUCGCCUACGGGAAGAUGAGUCAAGUGGAGGGUGCCUCAGUCAAAGGAUCCUUCAAGCCGAAAAAAGAAAUCAAAGUCUCUUUCUGUAACUGUAUACUCUCGUCAAACUUGAUGAGGUUGUCGGAACGUUUGCCGCCAGGAACCAUCUCGCCCCAUAUCUUGUAUGGUUGUGCCAGAAAAAGUGAGCACUACCUGCCGCUGUCCGCAGUUCAGGUCAAGUUUGACAACAAAUCUUACGACGUGGAGACCAUCUGUGAAUGGCUUCAAAGAUUCGGUCCCUUUGUUUUCACCAUAAGAAAGGGAGAUCACACAUUGAUCGUUGUCUUUGAGUCCAUGAAAUCGGCGUACACGGCUGUGGUGACACCUUUACCUUUCUCACGAAUCGUCAUCACCUGGAUCAACCCCAAGUUUUUCAACUUCGGUCACUACAUUGCUUACAAGGACUACACCGUUGAGGGUGACGCGACAUGGCAAAAACUGCUGGCUCAGCUCAUCAUCCGCGAGAGGGGCAUUAUGAAGAUGAACAAGCCCAACUCUUCUGCCGGAAAGAACUUAAAAUUCGAAACUUAAUGAAGAUGAACUACUUUAAGCAAUUGUGCGAAGCAUGAUAAAGAUUCAACAAUGCUGCUCUGCUAGAGAGAGAAAAAAACAUAACCGGCAGUUAAACCAAAGAAAUAGAAGUACACUUUGUCACAAAUAUUUAAUGAAAUAAAACAUCAAGUAGCAGAUUCAUA